AUGGCAUCUGCUUCUCCGAGGAUCAUUGGCUGCGAGCUAAUAACCGACUUUGUACAGCGACUGCUUGACACCGCUCACACAGACACACACCUGAUUAUCUGUGGCUCGAGAGACGGCUUCCUCGCCCAGCUAUCUGCCGUGAUUCAGUCUCAACAAGCACCAAAUCAUGAGCUACCUUCAAAAACUAUCGCCAUUCUGGCCAAGUCCAGCAAGAUCCAGCUAGCGUUCUGUCCGUCUCUCGAAAGCCUGCGGGCGCAUCUCGCGGUCCUGCUCUCUGCACAGAAUGAUGGACGGCGACUGUUGGCUAUUCUAGAUGCGGUGGCGUUACAUGCCUCGACGACAGAGUUCUCGGGACAAGGACUGUCGAGAACAUUUGCUACAGCUGUCGAGGCUGCUUCUCGAACUAACAGCGAGCUGAGACUCUGUGAAUGCUGCGAUGCUAUUGAUCCUACGAAUACCGACUGCGGACGACCGCUCUGGGACGCGCAUGUGCCCCUGUUGAAUGGCUCUGUCCGGAUCCGAGGUGAAGAGAGGGCCUGGGGUGGCCGAGGUGUGACCGUGAGACGGGUUGCUCAACGCUGGUUCGAGUUUGAUUGA
Messenger RNA from Penicillium lagena, 597 nucleotides. RefSeq lists its product as uncharacterized. The coding region runs from base 1 to 597 and encodes 198 amino acids. Lineage: Eukaryota; Fungi; Ascomycota; Eurotiomycetes; Eurotiales; Aspergillaceae. The transcript has a single exon. The record is from RefSeq and is a predicted model, not a curated record.